AUUUGUUAGUUGGUGCGUCGUUUUUGAUAAAGGACGAAAAGAGCAAGAAGCGGCGGUUCUGGUGAGCCGAAAAGCUGGAAACGCGUUGUCGACAACGACAAAAAAAUAUAGCAACACCUCAUCUGUCUUUGUUGCAGUGAAACCUUUGACCACUGGAAAAGGAGGAUUAGACAACUGGUUGGACUGAGUGAUUCAGCACCACAACCUCAAGUCAAGUCGAAGUUGUCGUUUCAAAGAGAGGUUGAUAGCUGUUUGACAGUGAACCACCAAAGGGUCAAGUUCUAACAUCCGGAGUGAACACCACAGUGAAGAACAACCUGAAUUACUGCGGUACUCCAGUCGUGUAUGGAAAAUUCUUUGUCAGUCGACUGAUUUCUCGGACUUGCUGCUAUUCGUGGAUGUGACGUGUUAAACUGUGGUUGACAAAAUACCAGCACCCGGACAAAGGCAAAACCAGAUCAGUUUGGAAUUGGAAGGAGGUAUCUGUCUACUACUGAUUUGGUGCCUUUGAAGACGGGUGUGCUGAUUCAUGCAUUCAUAGAUCGGAUGAAAUGAUUUUUCCCUGAACGUCAACAUAACUUUGUAAAAUGGCAGACGAAGCUGAAACCGUCGUCUACGAGAUCGUGGAACAGGAGGUGGUUUCUGGUGAUAAUCAGCAAAACCAAACUGACCACACAAAUGAAGCGGUGCAGUUGCUUGUCCAGGCUUAUGAGUAUGGCAACCAACAAGGUACGCCCGAGGCCAACUCAGACGCCGUCCAGUUGAUGGUGCAGCAGGAGGAAGGGCAGCUCAUCUCUGUGGAUCUCCAGUCCGCAAACUUUGCUGCAGAUGGCGUCCAGUUACUUGUAGAGGCAAGCCAACUCGACCAACUUGCUUCAAUGGGUGAGAUUACAGUUGCCCCUCUCGUUGAUGGGAUCCACAUGCUGGCGGAAGCGUCAGAGGUUCAGCAGGUUCAAAUGAAAGAACCCGAGAAUAAAAUUAUCGACGAGUAUGCGACGUUUGUGUGUCAGGUUUGUAGCAGGACGUUCAUAUCUAACGUGGCUUUGCAGAAGCAUCUUCAGGCGCAUCGAGAAAAAGGGGUGGUGGUUCCACAGAGUACUACUGGCUUUCCGUGCGACAUUUGCGAGAAGAUGUAUCUUUCUAAGCGAGCGUGGCUGAGGCACAGACAGACUGUGCACAUGGGCAUGAAGUGGGAUGCGAAGAAACGUGACGACAAGAGGUCUGAAGUUACGGGCGGUGACGAGGAGGCGGAAGAUGGUAUCGAAGCCGAUCGAUUCUUCGGGAAUCCCGAAACAGAAGUUGAAGAUGAGGAACACGUGACUGCUGAAGAUGAAGCCAAAAAACUUGAGGAAGAGAUGAAGAUUGACAAAAUUACUGCCCAAGCGAGAAAAGAUGGAUUUGUCUUGCGCUGUGGUGAAUGUGACCGUAUCUACCCAUCAAAAUGGUCUCUGAAGCGCCACAUGCUUCUAGUACAUGCGCCUGACCAAAAGGGGUUUGGUGACAUUUCAUGUACGCUCUGUGUGAAUACCUUCACGCAUCAGGAAGCUUUGGUGGAGCACAUGAAUGAGGUGCACUUUGCUCGCUCACAGCCUGUGCCAAAGCAGCCUACUGAGGGUGAAGAUGAACAAGCAAUGUUUAUUGAUGAGGGCGCGCCAGGAGAAAGAGCCCCUGGGGAGGCUCUGGGAGAGAAAGCGACUGGAGGGGUUGCCUCUGCAGAAGCUGCUGUCGAGAUGAGUCCUGAGGAUGAAGGUCCACCAGAAGAUUCAGAUGAAGAAUGGAAGCCCGGCGACUCAUCAAGAUUUUGUUGUGGACUUUGCGAUAAAUCUUACUCACAGAAAGUAAAAUUGAAACAACAUAUGAUAAAGUGUCAUUUCGAUGAAACUGGCAUGCCGAAAGGCAAAACCGAUGGCCGACCUCGCAAUGUUGUUUGUGCGGUUUGUGACAAGAAGUAUCUCAAUAUCGAUGGGCUGAGACGUCAUAUAAAAACAGUACAUGGGAUCGAGGAGGAAGAAAUGGAGUCUGAAUCCGACCAUGACUCUGACUUGGAUGACGAGGUGAGCAGAGCAGAACAUAAGCAACAGGCAGAAGACGACAUUGGAAGAGGAGAUGAUGGAAGGCAAGCAGACGUACAAGUUGUAGAAGACAAACAACAAGCAGACGUCAAGGAACUGGCAGACGACAAAACCAAUCCUGAACCACAGCCUGGGACAUCUGCUUCUUAUGUUGAAGAUAAACCAAAGGAAGAGAAGGACUCGGACGAGACGAGCAACAAAGAGGAAUAUCUUUCUGGUCAUGGUUUGAAACGACACAGACCUGAAUCAGAGGAUGGGGAACCUGAAUCGAAAAAGAAAAAACUGGAUGUUGAGAACUAUCUCCAGGCAUCACCGGUUGUUGGUGAUUUGACCUGCAGUCCUUGUAGUAAGACCUUUGCACAUAAAUGGUCAUUGGAAAAGCAUUUAAAGACAUCUGUUCAUAAAUUAGCACUGAAAGAUUGGCGAGAGAAGGGUUUUGCGAUGCCGGUUAUUGAGAAAAAUAUUGAUGCUGCUGUCGACAAUGAAUCACAAAUGUCUGAAAGUUUUGUCUGUGAACCGUGUGACAAAUCUUUUUCCAGUCAGUAUUCGCUUGAUAGGCACAUGAGAUCUUUGAUACAUAAAGAGGUUGUAGGAGAAGAUGCGAAAGGUUCCGAAUCUGCACCACGAAUUGGUGCUGAUAUCAGUAAAGUUGUAGAAAAGGUAGUACAGAAUCCUGAUUCUGACCCGAAAGAAUUUCGUUGUGCGCCAUGUGGCAAAAGUUUUUCUCACGAGUUUUCGCUAAAUAGGCAUCUUAUGUCCAUCUUGCAUAAAAGUCCGGGUACGUUCCAUGAAAUUAAGUGGGGUGGAUUUGAGUGUACUGUUUGUGGUGGUACGGUAUCGACCGCUAAAGGUUUACAGGGGCAUCUUGAUAGCCAGGUGCACAAGAGUGCACAUGGCAAUUCCAAAUCUGAUGACAAAGAUGAAUCGUUUAUUCAAAACGAAAAUGGUGAGUACGAGUGUUCGCUUUGUGAUAAAGUGUACGCACAGAGCUUUUCUUUGAAGAGGCAUAUGGAGUCUCCACUGCACAAGGGCAAAGUGGCAGAAUUGGCAAAUAAGGCCUUGGUUGGUGAUACGUCCAUGGAGCAGGUGAAUGAAUCGAUGGAGCAGGAUGAAGAAGGAGAUGAGUACCAAUCUUCCCCGUCGAACACCAGUUUUUCUUCCCAUCGUAAUUCGAGGCGGCAUUUGGAGUCCAAGCAGCAUAAGGAUAACGUGAAGGAGAAAGAGGGGAAGAAAGUCAAAGAAAGGGAAACCAACAGCGUGCGAUAUGAAUUCUUCACUCAAACCAAGGCUGGGGAAUACAGAUGCAAGGAUUGUGGCGUGACCAUUGGGUCAACUAGUCACUUGAACAGGCAUUUGGAAACCCAAAUGCAUAAAAACAACCAUAAAGCAAAGGAGGCUGAAGAAGACGACGAGGAAAAAGAAGAACUAGUAGAUGAAGAAAAAGAAGAAGAGGAAUCAAUGGCCCCUAAUCCUGCUGGUCGGUAUGAAUGCAUACUUUGUGAAACGACCUACUCGAGUUCUCAUCAUUUGAAGAGGCACUACAAUACCCAGUUGCAUAAAGAUGCUGUUUAUGAGGCCUCUCUAAAGCGCCUACAAAAAACUCCAUUGGCCAAGAUGCUGUCAGGUAAAGUUGGGGAGAAAAGCACACCAGAGGGACCGCCAAAGGUGGAGUUCCCUUGUCGGCCUUGUGGGAAGUCGUUCCCGUUCAAGUACACUUAUGAACAGCACCUCGGAUCCCCAGUGCACAAAAGUAACGUUCGUGCGGAGUUUGAGAGGCGCCUCAGAUCUCCAGGUAUCGAGUCUGCAGAUCAAGAUCUACCCGGUGGACAGUUUGUUUGUGAGCCGUGUCGUACAAACUUUACCACCAAGAAAUCUUUGAUGCGUCAUUUCCAGUCGCUGGUACAUAAGAGCAAAUUGGAAGCAGCUAAGAAGCCCUUCAGUAUCACUCCAGCCGAAGCUCCAGCAGAGGAAACGCCAGCUGAAAAUCCAGUUGUGAAGACUCCAGCCAGAGACCCGGUGGAGAAAAUUCAAGCUGAGAAAACUCCAGCACAAGAUCAUGUAGCGAAAUCUCCAGAUAAAAAUCCUGCAGAUGAAGAUCCUUCAAUGAAAGAGGAGCAUGUCGGUAAGUUUGCUUGCAAGCCAUGCGGUUCCCUGUUCUCCAGUGAGAAAUAUUUGCUACGACACCAGGGAACUGCUUUGCAUAAACGAAAAGUAGAUGAGGUUGGGGCUGACCCUGAUAAGACCAUAGAAGAGGAGCUGUGUGAUUUUGCCUGCUAUGUCUGCGGGAAAGUCUACAUCGAGAAGCCGUUCUUGGAUGAGCACUUGAAGUUGCACAGCAAAGACGAACUAGCAGUUGGCAGAAAGGACUCUGAAGCAGUUGGUACUGGACAGGACCAGCCAGACGUUCGAGGAGCUCGUGUUUACCCUUGCGGGGUGUGUGAUAAGUGUUUCCAGCAUCCUAAGGGGUGGAAAAGACAUGUGCUCAAAUUCCAUUCCGGCAAAGCAGGUCCUCAUCAGAGUGCAAGCUCUAAAAAGGAAGAAAAGCUUCACACUGAUUUUGGCAAAUUUCAAUGUGAUCUCUGCGAUAAAUAUUAUCGCUAUAGACGUGGUUUGAUCGAACAUCGCCAAAGAAUCCACAAGGAAGGCGUUGGAAAAGAUUCUGAUGGUGACUUGGACGAAGAUGAGGACCAGGAUAGUCUGACUUGCAACGUUUGUGACAAAGCGUUUCCGUUUCAAUUUUCACUCGAGAGGCAUUUGCAAAGGGUGCAUGGAAUUGAGCCGGUGUAUGUGGACGUAAGUCAGGUUGAAAAUUUGCCUGAAGGUGGAGAGAAAGCAAGUACAAGUAGGGAUAUAAGUUUGACAGAAGAUGGGCAGCAGCCUAGCACAAGUCAAGAUACAGGUUUAGUAGGAGAUGCAGAGCAAGCCAGUGCACGUCAGCCUGAACUGACUCCCAAGAUGUCGGGUAACACGCAUCCUUGUCAUAUCUGUGAUAAGGUUUAUCCACACUGGCAUUCUUUGAUCAAGCAUCUGAGCGAGUCUCACCCAGAAUUGAAAUUGGUUCUUGAGCAGACGACAGAAAACAAGGUCGUUGGCAGUGAAGGAGAAGAUGAAGAUCCUAAAAAGCAAGAUCCACAAGGCAGAGGAGAAUUCCCUUGUGAUGUGUGCGACAAGGUCUACCCGUAUGAAAGAGGUUUAAAGAGGCACAAGCAGUCGGUCCAUGAGAUGCACGAAUUUGAUGAGUCCCCGAAGGCCAAAUAUGUGGAGUUGGAUCGUUCAAGGACGAGCACACCGGUUAUAGCUUUAACUGGGUUGGAGUCGUUUACUAAGGUUGGAGAAAACAGGUAUCCUUGCGGAGUUUGUGACAAGGUCCUGCUGUCUAGGACAACGUGGAAAAGACAUCGCCAGUCUCAUGAACCGAAGGAAUUGGAGAAAUUUGUCAUGGCGACUGAGAUGGAGGCGGGACCUGUUGAAGCAAAUCAAGAACAGAGUCUCGGAGUGGAUGAAGCAAAACCUGCAAAGAAAGUUACUCCAAGACGUAAGGAAAGCAAAGAUAUUGCUGAUAAUGAAGACAAUUUUUGCAAGGCAUGCAAUAAAUCGUACCCUCGGAAAUAUGCAUUGGCAAGACACAUGGAGACUCAGAUGCAUCAGAUAGCUGAGGGCCUCUACUUAGAGAGGCAAAAGUCGGGGGAAAUUCCAAUGGAAACGCAAGAGAAAGCCAAGACUCCAUUCAAGAAAGUGGGGACUCCAUCCAAGCAAGUACGAGAAGGUGAUGAACAGCAAAAUGAGGCAGGGGAAGCGCCAAAAGAACAUCAACUACUUGAAAAGCAUCCUACGGAGGAAAAUAUGUUCAUCUUGCGUCAGGGUGAUGGACUUGAUCAGAAUUUUGUUAUUUUACAACAAGAAAGUGAGGGUGGAGGCCAGGAAAAUGUUAUGAUUGUUGUGCAGUCUGCGCCUGAUGGGAGCACGCAAGAGACAUUGACGCAAAAUGAUCAGCCGAUGAUUACACAGGAAGAACUGCAGAAUGCUCCUGAUGAAAAGGAGCCAGGUUCAGAAACUCCAAUGGAGACGGAUGCCAAUUCGGGAAAUGUUGCAAUGGAGUCUGUAGAGACGGCUCUAGGUAGUGGUGAGGUGGAAAUGGCAGCUGAGAGUUUGAUUCUACAGAUGGCACCGAACUUGGACUUGUCCCAGAUUGGAGAAUUGCACAUCCAAAUCGUACCGGAGGAGGAAGCUGAGCGUAAUCUUUCGAUCACGUCUCAGCUAAUACAGAACAUGACUGUGCCCACCUCUACUAUAGAGAAGUCAUAUAAGAGUUCAAAAGGAGCUUUUCAUUGCGGCAUUUGUGACAAGUAUUACCCCUGGAAAUGGUCAUUGAAGCGACACAUGCUGCAGUCACACUAUAUUAAAGAAGAAGGUGGUAUGUUGACAGAUUCCAUCGCAGCCCGGCACGCUUACAAGGCUCCUCUGCGGUAUCAAUGUGAGGAGUGUGAGGCGUCCUACUCUCAUAAAAAUAACUUGCGCAUUCACAUUGAGAGGCAGCAUCUUCAUCUUAUGGACGAGGAUGGAAAUAUUGCCGGAUCCACUGAUGUGGGAGAAGACAGAGAUCAAGCAUCCGUCGACCCUUGUAAUUAUCCCUGUAUUAGGUGCGAUGAAAUCUUUGCGACAAAAAGUGAUCUAGAAAUACAUCAUUGUUCGAAAGCCCCCAUGAAGGUCGAGAGUACAGGUACAGGUGAAGACGAGGUUUUGCCUGAGAGUAUGGGGGAAGACAAGGAGGUACCUGAUGUCCAGGAGGUAGAAGACCAGAGUGAUCCACCUCCAACGAAGGCAAGGAAUACCACAGUUCUGUGUGACUUGUGCGCGGUGUGUUUUCCGACCACGAACUCUUGGGAACGACACAAAUGCAAAGAACAGGACAGUGACAUCGGAGUGGCUGUGGAGAGAAAAUUUGUAGCUGCUCAAGAUUUCGUUACGGACAUGGCAGCUGUUCCUGUAGAAUUCGUCGAUCAGCAGCAGGAAUUGGAGCAAUUGUUACCAACGUCUGAGGAUGGCCAAGAAGAUUAUGAUCUAGACGGUAAUCGUCUGGACUUUGGUGGUCUUGCUGUUAUGAAAACGGACGAUGAUGGAAAUGAGUUACGAGAUAGUCGGGAGAAAAUACCGUUCCUUUUUGCUUGUGACUACUGCGAUCGCUGGUACCCUUCGCAGGUAACACUACGUGAACAUCUGCAAACGUCUCACAACGUUGAGGGGUCGACACUGCCAACAAAGUUCAAGAGGCCAUCGCGUUAUGAUAAUGACGGUGAAUACGCCUGUGAGCUGUGUGAGAGCAGAUACCGCUACAAAAGAGGCUUAGUUGAACACGUGAAAGAGCACAAGUGUGAGUUCGAUAAGUACAUCAUCGAAGAUCAGAUUAAGUUGGCAAGUUUGAAAGAGCCGACAGAGUUUCUAUGCGAUGUCUGUGGAAUCGUAUCGGUGUCGAAAGAUUCCUUGCGACAUCAUCUGCGUUCCCACGAGAAGGAAGAACAGAAGCAGUUCCUGUGUGAAGUCUGUGGUUUGAAUUGCCACACCAAACGGGAGAAAAAGUUGCACUUGAAGACACAUAAAAGUGACAAGACGGACUGGCGGUGUGAUGUUUGUGAUAAGGUUUUUCCAGUUCACCGACAGCUGCUGAUCCAGACGCAUAUCGGCUCCCACACGGGAGACAAGCCUUUUGAGUGUCAAAUCUGUGGCAAACGACUCCUCCGUAAAUGCCACUUGCAGAGCCAUCUGAAACGACACGAGUCGGAGAAGACGAUUUACGUUUAUGAGUGCGGAGAGUGUGGGAAACGAUUCCGGCAGCGAAGUCAUUUGAAAGUCCAUAUCAUGUCUCAUAAUGGUGAGAAACCACAUGAAUGUCCAGAUUGUGGAAAAAGGUUCCUCAUGCACAGCCAUAUGAAGUAUCAUCAAAAGACGGUCCAUGCUAUCGUCAAACCGGCAAAUUUUACCUGCGACCAGUGUGGUCAGUUAUUCGUCCAUAAACAUCAUUAUAAGACCCACAUGAUGAGGCAUUCCGGUGAGAAACCGUACGAGUGUGACCGUUGUGGGAAGCGGUUUAUUCAGCGGUCACAUUUGAAGACUCAUAUUAUGACUCACACAGGCGAGAAACCGCACGAGUGUGACCAUUGUGGGAAGCGGUUUUUGAUGAGCAGCCAUCUCAAGUCGCAUAUGAUCAGUACACAUUCGUCGGAGAAAGCGUUUGAAUGUGGGGUCUGCGGUAAAAAGUGUGUGACCCACGGCCAGUUUAAGUCCCACAUGAAGGUUCAUGCAGGACUACGAGGCAUUCCUGGGAGGAGGUUCGCCGUGCCUGCCCCUAAACCAGCAACACCACGCUGGAGCAACCCGCUGGAAGUCUUAUCAAGUAUCAUCGUGGAUUCAGAUAAUCAGUUUGGCGCUGCGAAUAUUGUUCCAAUGUCCGAAUCGAAUUCUCAUGUGCAGGUUGAAGUUUUGAACAGCAUUCAAAGCAUUGCACCAGAACAGGGCAAUCAAGUGGAAAGCCAGGUUGAGGUCGCAUCAAGUGCCUUGGGGGAGACGCAGCAAGUGGAGGGGCAAGAGGUUGCCGCUGGUAGAGGAAGCAAUGUCUCAGUUUAUCAACCUGGGUCUGGUGCGAAGAUUGAUCCGUCGUCCUGUAUCCUUAUUAUACCAGAAUCCAGCUCCCAACCUAGCCAGUCGAGUGGGUUCCGUAUUCUACCAGAAAUGAAUUCCGAAGAUCAGCCGACGUCUGCCAUCCUCAUCUCGCACAAUGUUCCAAGGUCGAGCGUAACUUUGGAGCCGUCGACCAUGCGCGGUGCGUACAUUAUAUCCGAGUCUGAUUUUGAAGGUGAAAUCGACGGGACGUCGGGUCUAAGGAUUGUACGAGAUGCUGCGGAGCAGUCCUCGACUGUUGAGGUUGUUCCGGAGAUCAACAUGGGACAGGAGGGAACCCCGAUGGAAGAGGAAUCGUCAGAACAAGUUGAGCAGACAACAACGAUAUAUGUUGAUGAAGCAGGCAAUCCAAUCGAUCCGGCUACGACUCUUGGUUACUUCCCGGUUCAAGAAUCCGGGACGUAUUUGGCGUCUGCUUCUCAGAUGGAGGCAGGUUCAACGAUAAAUGUUGUCUUGGAAGCUGACCCCCUUGAGACCAAGACGGAUGAAUUAACCUCCGAAACGGCUGGAUUAGAGUCGAGCCAAACUGUAGUCUAUGUAACGGAGCCGGAGAUGGAUACAAAGUUUGUCCCGCCAACAGCUGUGACCGCGGGCAAUGUUGAAGAAGGUAAAAGUCUUGUUUAUGCUAGUAUUCAGGAGUUGGAACAGGCAGCUUCAGAGGAAGGGAGAACUAUUGUUUAUAUGGAGGAGUCGCAAGAAGCGGGUGACUCAGAGGGGAUGGCCCAAAUUGUUUACAUGCCUGACACAGCCCCGAAAACCGAGCCAGGAGCAGUUACAGAUCCAGGAACAGUUACAGAUCCAGGAGCAGUUACAGAUUCAGGGGCCGAACUCGAGGCCGCCCAAGCGAUUAUCUAUGUGUCUGAGUCUUGUGGUCAGGUAGAUCAAUCCUCGGUUAGUCUCGUAUCGGAGUCGGGCCAGAUCGUCAAAAUGGAAGAACCAGAAAUGGAAAAAACCGAUAGAAAAACUAAACUUAGUUUGAUAACGUCUGCUUGUCUGAUUACGUCUGCUCGUUUAAUAACGUCUGCGUGUUUCAUACGUCUGCGCACUCAAAACAACAUGGCGAGCGAAGCAACUACAAUUUCUGGAGCAGACAAUAAUAUGAUCGGAAACCUUGGGAAAGACAAUGAAAUUGAACAAAGUCGCGAGUCCUGCAACAGACCUAAAAAAGAUGAAGAUAAACCAGCGCUGAACAACAUAAUAUUGAGAUAUAAAUGUACUGUGUGUCACCUAGAUUAUGCUUCGAAUGAAAUGCUCAAAAAGCACAUCCUUACACACUCGAAUGAGGUAAAAGAUGACGAUCGGCCGAUUCUUAUCGAUGAGACGAGACGGUUCGGAUGUAAUGUUUGCCAUCGUGUGUAUAUUUCGGGUAGGUCGCUCCGAAAACACAUGCAGACGCACUCCGAUGAGGAAAAAGUGGAAGUCUUCACCGAAAUGUUGCAGAAGUCGUGCGAUGAGCCAGCGUCUGUUCCUGAAAAUCUCCUGAAAAGGAGCUUUUGUUGCGACGCUUGUGAUCGACGCUACCUCGCGAAGAGUUCGUUGGCGAGACAUAAAAAACUGGUGCAUGGGGUAGGAUUGAAAGCCGAGGUGGAGAUUUUUCACGUCGAUGAGGGAAAGGGCGGUUCCGAGGGUGGUAAUUUGUUGGUCUGUGAAAAAUGCGGGAGUAUUUUCGUUGGCCGUGAAGCGCUGACGAGUCAUCAGCAACUAGAACACGGAAUAUUUAAGGUAGAUGGAAAGGAACUGGUGGUGCAAUACAGGCUUCAGAGCGAACUAGGUGGCGCUGUUGUGGAAGAGAAGGUGACGUCUGCUGCUGAGGGACCUGUAACGUCUGCUGCUGAGGGGCCUGCUGAGUCCCCUUGCGUUCCCACUUUUGCGGAGGGGCAAGAAGGGGAGACUGUUUCACAACCGCCAGAUGUGAUACAGGGCGUGCAGUAUCUGUGUGAUGACUGCAACAUCUUGUUCGAAGAUAAAACGAUGAUUGUCGAGCAUUUUCGCGAGAAGCAUGAUUUGGUGUUCAAUGAAAAUGAAAUAGAGUCCAUUGGGAAAACUCCGGAUUCAGAAGUGUAUAUGGAGUGUGCGGAAUCUGGGGGUCUUGGGGACGAGGACCCAAGUAGGCCAAAAGAUCCUUCAGAAUUCACUGGACUGGGACAGAACCAGCCUAUGGACUACUCAGAGGGAGUCCUGAAAGUGAAGCAUGGGGAAGAAUCUGAUAAUUCAGCGGGUUAUGGGGACGAGGAAAUCUGUAGGUACCGCGCUGAACCAUCUGCACAAGAAAUAAACGAUUCCCAAAUUUUUGUCUGUGAGAAGUGUCAUGUGGGUUUUAUGACCGCAGAAAGCCUACGAGUUCAUGUCAGUAAACAUAAAAAUACUAGCAGUGCUGGUUACGUUUGCAACAAAUGUGGCAAACUGUUUGAAACCGAUGCGGAACGAAAAAAUCACAUGAAAUCCCAUCGGAAAAACUCGGAGAAAAAGUUCUAUCAUUGCGAAGAAUGUGGGCAAGAAUUUCUGCAUACUCAGCAAAAAAAGAUUCGUACCCAUUUGCAGUCUCACGCCGGUGAGAAACCAUUUCAGUGUGAGCACUGCAAGGAUUCGUUUUUGCGGCGUUGUCAUUUGGCUUCCCAUCAGAAAUCUUGUCGGGGUGGGACCAAGGAUUAUAAAGUGUAUAAAUGUGAUAUUUGCCAGAAAACUUUCACGCAAAAUAGCCAUUUGGUGACGCAUAUUCGGGGUCAUAACGGUGACAAGCGGUACGAGUGUCACUAUUGCGGAAAGCGCUUUCUGAUGAGUAGUCACUUGAAAGGACACAUCCGUGGUUCCCAUACUGAUGACCGUCCCUUCAAAUGCACCCACGGCCAGUGCACGAAAGCGUUCCAUUCCAGUAGCCACUUGAAGACGCAUAUCAUGAGUCACACGGGUGAGCGCCCGCACGAGUGCCCGAUUUGCAAGAAGCGCUUCUUGCAAAGUACGCAUCUCAAAACGCACGUCAAUAGCGCUCAUCUUCCCAAGAGCGACUGGGUGACGAAAUAUUCGUGCGAAUAUUGCGGCAAGAAAUUCCUGCAGAGUUCUCAUCUAAAGUCUCAUGUGAGAACACAUACGGGGGAACAACCUUACCAGUGUCAACUCUGUUGUAAGCAGUUCAAAACCAGCAGUCAUUGUCGGGUCCAUAAGUGUUUAGAGGCUGAUGAUCUUGGUGUUCCCAGAGUGGAGCGGAUUUCAAGUGUUCCAAAUAACGAACCUGGUGUUCCCAUCGUCACGCAGGUGCUGAGUAUCAAAGGUCAGAUCGACACCAAUAUGAUUGAAGAUGUGACCGGUUCAGAUACUUCACGCACUGGACAACUGUCAACAUCUGCUGUAGAAUCGCAAUCGGCCUUGGACUUGUUGUCCGAUGUGGUCGACAAACAGAACGAAUCGUCAGACAAACGAACCAAUCGGGUUGUGUACGUAGAUGUCCAGGCUGGACCCAGUGCCACACGGGAUGAAACCUUUGUCCCUGAGUCCCGGGAAACAACACCUAAUCGGCCCGAGCCGUCCGCCAUCUUUGUCCCAGAUGCCCUCGGUCCUGGUGACAUCCAGGUGACGGAAUCUGUAGAAGAGUGCCCUUUGGUAGCCGAAAUUGAACCCAUGAGUACCGCGGGUGGAGGGGAAAUGGAUGUGUAUGAAAUUUCUCGUUUUCAAGAGCAGUCUUGCGUCAUGAUGUUGCCUCCGAAUUCUGAAGCUCCUGGUUCUAGUAGCCCGUCUUAUACGUGCAUCAUAGCAGAUUCCGUCCAGGGUAUUGUUCAGACUCUGAGCCUGGAUUCUUCCUCCGUCCAAAUUGUCAUGGAGGGUUCAGUUGAGGGCGCAGGUGCUCAAACAGAAUAUGCAGAAAUCUCGCCUGAGUAGGACUCAAAAAUGAAUAUUUUAGAGCCACUCUAUUAGGGACACCUUUUGAACUGACAAAUGAUGUCCCUAAUAGGUAGGUGUCUUGAUUACAGAGGUCAGAUUGUGCAGAAAUGAUCCAUUUGGGACCAAAAUCACCUCCCUACUAGAGAUUUCCAAGGUGUCCAUUAAGGGAGGCUCUAUUGUACAUGGUGGUGGCAUUUUUUAAUACUUUUUAAGACGGGCUGUAUACAGAUUUAUUAAAGGCCUACGGCAUUCGUUAAAAAUUUUGAAUUUGUAAUUGAAUUUGAAAAUGUUCAAUUGCAGAAGUACGUUCUAAAUAUAAAUUUCAACAUUGCCGUCGUGUAGACUGAUAUACAAAUACUAUGAAUACCAAGUUUCAACACAUUUGUACACAUAAUAACUGCACUACGGCAUUGUGUAUUAGUGGAUUUCUAUUUAACUGGACCACAAGUACAUGUAAUUAUGAUCGGCGUACCCCUCUGAAUAAGAUAGUGAAUAUCUGAUAAUAGUCUGUUUGAUUAUUGUUUUGCCUCGAUUUAGAUAUGGAAUAUUUUGUGUUGGAAAACCAUAACAAAUUGUCAUUAUCUUUACUGUAUCACGCAGAAGAAAUUCUGUGGUGUUUAAAUAUAAUUUGUAUAUUACCCUGAACUGGUCUUUUUGGAUAAAGACACAACCAGAAUGCCGGGAUAAGUUCACUUUAACUUCUUCCUUGUCGAAUAUGAAGACUUGUGUGACUGUGACUCACUUUUUCUUGUUGGCCCAGAGGGACCUUGUUUAUAAUUAAGUUAUCUUCUGUGUUUGCGUUUCAUGCGUCAUUUGAGUAAUGGUUACUAUCA
Molecule: messenger RNA, 13456 nt
Organism: Lineus longissimus
Lineage: Eukaryota; Metazoa; Nemertea; Pilidiophora; Heteronemertea; Lineidae
Exons: 7
Coding region: 588-12620 (4010 amino acids)
Molecular function (GO): zinc ion binding; DNA binding
Source: RefSeq, a predicted model, not a curated record